This is a messenger RNA of Platichthys flesus (European flounder), 3232 nucleotides long. It is a transcript of the gene mpp2b, whose product is annotated as MAGUK p55 scaffold protein 2b. The coding region runs from base 396 to 2039 and encodes 547 amino acids. Gene Ontology annotation, cellular component: plasma membrane; cell-cell junction. The record is from RefSeq and is a predicted model, not a curated record. Gene Ontology annotation, molecular function: protein binding. Lineage: Eukaryota; Metazoa; Chordata; Actinopteri; Pleuronectiformes; Pleuronectidae. The transcript is spliced from 13 exons.
GCCGCUGGGUGUCGCUACAGCCCCAGGAAGUGUCCGUGUGCACCUGCACGUUGGUUGGAUGUGACCACUGCUGCUGUGUGGGCUCCACACACGCCGACGACAGGAGACGGACUCGAACUUCGCACAGCGGCGGACGUGUUCCUCCCGUCACCGGCCGUCGUCUGGAGGCAGCAGCGGAUCACACAACGAGGUGAGAACCAAUGGGGCCGUUUGUGAGCGCGCGCGAGCCCCUGUAGGUUAAAGAUAGCAGUGUGUGUGUGGGAGUGACACGCACUCGCACGCCGACCCGCCGAGCAUCGAACAACAACCGCUGGAGGAGCCUCGUCACUCGGACACAGCAGAACAGUUGAUCGAACGCUUUUUGUGGAGGAUACAGGGAAGAACCAAUAUUCAAAAUGCCUGUGGCAACAUCCAGCUCCGACUCGGCCAUGCAUCAGGCCCUGGACACACUGAGCGACAGCACAAGUUCUACAACCGCCAACGACCUGGACCUCAUCUUCCUGAAAGGCAUCAUGGAGAGCCCUGUGGCCCAUGAGCGGUUCGAGGAGCCCAAGCUGGAGGCUGUGAGGGACAACAACAUGGAGCUGGUCCAGGACAUCCUCAAGGAUCUCGGGCCGCUCGCAGAGAGGAGCCAGGCAGCCGACGAGCUGGCCGACAUCCUGAAGGAACCCCACUUCCGGUCGCUCCUCGAGACCCAUGAUUCUGUGGCCUCCAAGAACUAUGAGACCCCUCCUCCCAGCCCCUGCUCCUUCAUGGACUCAGCUCUCAACAACCAGCCGGUGCCUCCAGACGCAGUUAGGAUGGUGGGGAUCCGAAAGGUGUCCGGUGAGCACCUGGGAGUGACAUUUCGGGUAGAAAGUGGCGAGUUGGUGAUUGCAAGGAUCCUGCACGGCGGCAUGAUCGACCAGCAAGGUCUGUUGCACGUGGGCGACAUCAUCAAGGAGGUGAACGGCAAAGAGGUGGGCAACGACCACAAAGCGCUCCAGGAGAUGCUGAAGGAGGCCAGCGGCAGCGUGGUGCUGAAGAUCCUGCCCAGCUACCAGGAGCCACACACACCGAGACAGGCCUUCGUCAAGUGUCACUUUGACUACGACCCCUCUCACGAUAACCUGAUUCCCUGUAAGGAGGCGGGGCUCAACUUCAACAGCGGAGACAUUCUGCAGAUCUUUAACCAGGAGGACCUCAACUGGUGGCAGGCCUGUCACAUAGAGGGAGGCAGCGCGGGCCUCAUUCCCAGUCAGCUCCUCGAGGAGAAGAGGAAAGCUUUUGUGAAGAGAGAUCUGGAGCUCACUACCACAGGUCCUCUAUGUGCUGGGAUGGGGGGCAAGAAGAAAAAAAAGAUGAUGUAUUUGACCACCAAGAAUGCAGAAUUUGAUCGUCAUGAGUUGCGGAUCUACGAAGAAGUCGCCAAAGUCCCGCCUUUCAGAAGGAAGACGCUUGUUCUGAUUGGUGCCCAGGGGGUCGGCCGUCGCAGUCUGAAGAACAAGCUGCUGGUGUCGGAUCCCCAGCGGUACGGCACCACCAUACCCUUCACCUCCAGAAAACCAAAGGUGGACGAGAGGGACGGCCAGAUGUACUCCUUCAUGACCCGCAGUGAAAUGGAGUGUGACAUUAAAAACGGCCGUUUCUUGGAGCAUGGUGAGUACGACGGGAACCUGUAUGGGACGAAGAUCAACUCCAUCCACGAGGUGAUAGAAACAGGAAAGAUCUGCAUCCUGGACGUCAACCCGCAGGCCAUCAAAGUCCUGCGGACGUCAGAGUUCCUGCCUUAUGUUGUUUUCAUUGAAGCCCCAGACUAUGAGGUUCUUAAAGCCAUGAAUCGGUCAGCAAAAGAGUCAGGAGUCAUCACAAAACAGUUAACGGACUCUGAACUAAAGAGGACGGUGGACGAGAGCGAGCGCAUCAAAAGAGCCUACGAACAUUACUUUGACAUCUGCAUCAUAAAUGACGGACUGGAGGCGGCUUUCCGAAGUCUACGGCUGGCGCUGGAAAAACUGGCAUCGGAGCAGCAGUGGGUGCCCGUCAGCUGGGUCUUCUGAAAAUCGUCGGCAGGAGCUCAGCGGCUAAGGUGUCAGAACCCGCAAGGUCAAAGGUCGGAGGACGGUUUUUAAAAUUCGCAGCUCCAAGGGGGGGGCGGUUUCCGCGCAGCCGUCGGUGGUGGAGGCCUGUCGCGAAGGGCCGAGCGUCGCGAUUCCGUGAAAACGAGCAGCCUCAUGUAGAGCAUUUCUUUUGUAAAAACUAAGUGUUCCUCUGUCGAGCCUCACGUCAAGUUGUAUUUUAUUUGCCAGAAGUGGACUCAUCAUUGAUAUCUGUUGAGAAGGAUUUUAGAGCUGGCGAUGAGGUUUAGUGCAAUAGUGUGAGUGGGCGUGGGUCAUCAUAAACGUGGAACUAGGCUUAGAGUGUGUUUUGCAGAUAAAAGUGCUCCGUCUGAGGUUUUGCAUUGAAGGAAAUUCAACUUUUUAGCCUUUUCAAAUCUUAAUGACUUCAUGUAGUGUAAUGUUUACAUCGGAUCGGUACUAGGACAAAUUGCGGAAAGAUACCAAAUGUUAUGUUUGUAUUAAAUUCUCUAUAUUUUACCAUUUGAUCAUAAAGUAUGAUUGUACGUCUUCAGAAAUGUGCUUUAUCCUGUAUCUCCACUCAUUUAAAAAAAUGAACAGCAAUAGAUAGUUAUAUACAAAAAGCAUAUAUGUGCAAUACAUCUACUCACAUGUCAUACAGAAAUAUAUACGCAUAAAACACAGUGAGAGCAGUGGGGGAUUUAAAAUCUAAUAUUUAGUCUCAGUUUCCUCUUUAAUGUGGGUUACAUUGCUGGUUCCUGUCCGAUACUGGGAAUGCGUUUGGUUUGUUUGGCAGUGAAAGGCGUCCAACCACUGCCUGCUUGAUUCUGUCAAAGUCGCAUUUGUAGCACUGACAACACAUAAACCGUAUUUAUUUGAAAAAACAACAACUAAGAAGUAGCCUACAGUAUAUACUGAUUGUACGAUGGAGGUAAACAUGUUACUCAACACUACACUUUCUUUGUUAUUUUACAACUAUAUAUUAAUAUUAACUAAUAUUUAUUGGUGGCUUCGUCAUCUUACUUUUGCCUUAACAUGGUUCGAAAGCCAAGGAAACACUAUUUUUUCAUCAAGGAAUAUUUCACUUCUGUCACUGUACAAGUUCCCUCUUAGAAAAUAGGAGAAAAAAAAGAUCAUACUGGCAACUUAUUUAAUAUUUAUUUUAUUUUUCCCUA